Messenger RNA from Ustilaginoidea virens, 942 nucleotides. RefSeq lists its product as uncharacterized. The record is from RefSeq and is a predicted model, not a curated record. Lineage: Eukaryota; Fungi; Ascomycota; Sordariomycetes; Hypocreales; Clavicipitaceae. The coding region runs from base 1 to 942 and encodes 313 amino acids. Gene Ontology annotation, biological process: protein N-linked glycosylation. The transcript has 3 exons. Gene Ontology annotation, molecular function: alpha-1,6-mannosyltransferase activity. Gene Ontology annotation, cellular component: mannan polymerase complex; Golgi membrane.
AUGCACUUUGCAUAUCCUUCGCGCAAGAGCUCGAGCCCGCCGCCUUUUCGGCCGAGGUCGUCAUGUAUCCCUUCGCUACGGAGAAGCCGGUUAAAAAACCUGGUCAUCGGCUCGUUGCUGCUGCUCGGAGCCCUCUACUGGUUCUUUGGCGGCAAGCACGACGAUCCCUACCGCGAGCAUGUGCCAUCGGGUCAUCCAUCCGUUGUCCUUGUGACUGUUGUUGACCCCGUCGAGUGGAACAGCGCAUAUCUGGACACGAUAAAGCAGAAUCGUGAAAAAUAUGCGGCGAGGCAUGGCUAUCAGGCAAUGAUUGUCAACGCCCAAGAUUAUAACACGGAAGGCGCACCAGGGUCCUGGACGAAAAUCUUCGCGAUGCGGCACGCACUCUCAAAGUAUCCCGACUGCAAAUUCAUCUGGUACCUCGACCAGGAUGCCUAUAUUAUGGAUCCUACCAGGAGCCUGGACGAACAGGUUACAAAUCCCAGGAGAUUGGAGAGUCUGAUGAUCAAGGACUAUCCUGUCGUACCGCCGGAUAGCAUCAUCAAGACUUUUUCCCACUUGAAGAGCGAAAACAUCGACUUUAUUGUGAGCCAAGACAAAGAAGGAUUGGUCCACAAGAGCGUGGUGAUCCGCAACGGAGAAUGGGCCAAGUUCUUCAUUGAAACCUGGUUCGACCCGUUGUACAGGAGCUACAACUUCCAAAAGGCUGAAAGACAUGCACUGGAACACAUCGUGCAAUGGCAUUCUACAAUCCUGUCGAAACUGGCACUCGUGCCGCAGCGAACCCUGGCCUCGUAUUCACGACCCACCAGCGGCGAAGAGUUUCAGGAAGGCGACUUUGUCGUCAUGUUUGCAGGGUGCUCCAAGACAGGGCAGCAGAGUUGCCAAACCGAAUCAGCACGCUACUGGGGGAAGAUGAAGAAGGCAUUUGGCAUCUCAUGA